Molecule: messenger RNA, 2633 nt
Organism: Phragmites australis (common reed)
Lineage: Eukaryota; Viridiplantae; Streptophyta; Magnoliopsida; Poales; Poaceae
Exons: 14
Coding region: 467-2410 (647 amino acids)
Source: RefSeq, a predicted model, not a curated record
GACAAGGGCACAAGCGGCCAAAGCAAGUGCAACGCUUUGCAGCUUUUCCGUUUCUGCCCAGGCCAAAGCGAAGCGGCCAGCCAAAAGGGCCACGUCCCGCACCGCAGUGGCUGCUGCCGGUGUCCGUCCUUGCCUCGCAUUUACCACUCACCCUCUCCCUCUUCUCCUUUCAUCAACACCGAGAAGAACACAGGCAAGCUCGCAGGCAGGCGCACUUGCUCGCACGCCGCUUUCUCUUUCUCUUUCUCUUCCGCCCGGAGAUCUUUUCCCCCUGCCGCUCCCUCCCUCCCCUGCUCGUCGGCGGUGGAGUCCCGCGUCGUCGCUGUUGCUGUUCCUGCUGCUGCGAGGAUUUGAGGAGAGAUGCGGAUAGGAGACUGAGAAGAUAGAAGAGGAGAGAGAAAGAAAAGAGGGGUGAGAGAGAGAGAGAGAGAGGUGUGAUAUCUUUUUGAGGUAGUAGCUUUUUUGGAUGGUGGAAAUGGAGAAGAGGGAGAAGCUGGUGGUUGGGCUCACAAGGAGACACAUGAUAAGGAGUGUCUGCUCCUCUUCUCCUCCUCCUGCUGAUUGCAACAGAAACGGGAGCGAAGGUCGAGGUCACAAGGCAGCAUUGAGGCAGAAGAAGUUAAAGGCUAAGACCUUGAAGUGGAGAUCAAGCAACAAAGACAAGAACAGCAAGGUAGAGGCAGGAAGGUAUGAUGGAGUCUAUGAUGAUACAGUCCGCUCACAGACUACAGCCAGCUUCAGCAGCCUGAUUAGUUUGAAAAGAGUGAGGACCCUUGGAAAGGUGCCUGGGCACUGUGAUGCUGUUGAUCCACCAGUUCCAAGAAAAUUAAGAUCAGCCAUAAAUAAGCGAGUCGGGCGAUUUGUUUCUGCAUCAUCCCGGCAUGUCAAGAAGAGACGUCAUCUUUCGGCUAUCAGUACUCAGAUUUCUUUUGUGGAUCAGGAAACAAGAUUCAAUGAAAGCUUGUUAUUUACAGAAGAGGAGGAAAUAAUCGCUAAUGCUUUGCUGUCCCUAUCUGACAUAUCCUCUCUUUGUGAGCUCACCAGCGACAAGGCUAUAGCAGAUAGCUCAAACAUAAAUGUUGCCUCAACUUCUUAUUCAGAAGGAGCUACUAAGGAGGGUGACGAAAUAAUCAUAUUGCCAAGUGCUGGUAAUGAACUGGCUGACCAAGCUGCCUGCAUAGAUAAACUAGUGGAACGAACCGGCAGCGUUCCAUAUGUAAAUCCAGUGCCUGGGGCUACAAAUCAACACAACAAUAUAAAUCCACCUUCGUCAGAGAAUGAGCAAAUACAGGAUCUUUCUUUGGGAGUUGUCACGAAUUUGCCAAGCCCGUCUAAAGACUCAUCCAAUAACAGCGUGCAAAAGCAGCUGAAAGUGCAAUUUGGUGAUAGUCAAAGUUAUCCAGCACAGAAGCCAGAGGCUCCUCUUUGGCUGGUAAAUUCUAACAAAUCUGAUAGCGUGGUACAUGAGAGGGAAAAGGCCAAGAAUAAUUGUGCACAAGGUGCUCCUGAAAUUGCGCCUCUGGUCCAGACUCCACAGCCUUGUACCCCAGAUGAGUACUUAAUAAAGCCCUCUUCAAACAAAUUGGCUGCUUGCACAAAUACUGUUUCUGAAACCUGUAAAGUUUCUGGAUCUGGAAAUCAUGACAAGCUUUCCCUGGUUAAAAAUGUCAGCCCAACAAAGGUAUGGAAGAGAAGUAUUACCCAUGUGUAUGUGAGUCAUGUAAUCCAAAUGCAUUUGAACAAGGAGAAGGCACCCCAAAACCAAGUAAAACCAGAGGAAAUAUCACACACCCACACUUCAAGGUCUCCAAAUAGCUCUACCUUACACAAGAACAAUGCACAAGAUGAGACAUUCUAUGCCGUGCAUUUCAAUGUACGGCUCCCAGUUCAGCCAUCUACUGGCAUCUGCGACAUGAGUGCUGGUCGGCAAAAGAUGGUCAGUGGUAAUUUCCUGAACUUGCCCACUUCGACGGCGUUACCCGGGGCGCAACAUGUUCAGUACUUGCAUCCUCAGAUCGCACCACGGGGUGCGAUGCCGUACCCAUUUCCACAUCUUCCUUAUAGCAGAGGGAAUUUGGCACCUGCUGCAGCACUUCAGCAGCAGAUACCACAGUACGUGUGCAAUCCAGGCUACGCUCCGCGCCCCAGCCUUCCCACAAGCUCAUCAGCCAUGAUGAAGCUUCAGCAACUCAUACCAACUCAGCAGCAGCAGCAGCAGAUGUGGCAAUUCCAUGUCCCUCAGUACCAUCCAAGGCCGGAUGCUGCGCCACCGGCAGCAGCAUGGCACAGCAUGUCUUCCCUGCGGCCAAUGCCCAUGCUUCCUCCCCCGGCGAUGCCGCCGCAGAUGGAGCUCUUCUGCGCGCCGUAUCAGGGCGGCAGCAGGCAGCCGCAGCAGCUCAGGUUGAUCUAGUAUAGUGUCAGAUGCACUAAUUUAGUGUGCUGCUGCUGACGUGGAAGUGAGGUGUUAAGCUUUUCAGAAAAGGAAAAAAAAAAUAAUCCAUGGUGUUGUGUUUAACUUGUGCAAAGGACUGUUAGAGCUGAAAGGGGGGCUAAACUGUAAUUAACAAAAUUUGCAGUGCAGUUGCAUAAUACAAUGCUCUCUCUCAGUUUGGGCAUUUUCUUAGUCAGCAAAA